Messenger RNA from Tachysurus vachellii, 2227 nucleotides. RefSeq names its product A kinase (PRKA) anchor protein 1a (gene akap1a). NCBI's taxonomy places the organism in Eukaryota, Metazoa, Chordata, Actinopteri, Siluriformes, Bagridae. Gene Ontology annotation, molecular function: RNA binding. The transcript is spliced from 11 exons. Bases 71 to 2044 code for a protein of 657 amino acids. The record is from RefSeq and is a predicted model, not a curated record.
GACUUUUUCGCCUCAGUUAUGACACUGUUUCAACCGUCGGCUCUGGAUUUGAGGUUUAAGUGACUAGAAAAUGCUGAAGUUACCCAUCAGGCCUCUUGUGCCUCUGUCAGCACUUGCUCUGCUCGGCUGGUGCUGGUACACUGUUAGGAAGAAGAGGAACCUAUGCGAGAGAUCUGAAGAACAAGUCUUGGUCUCAUCUGCUGCUAGAAAGCAAAGCAUAGCAGAGAAUGUUACAAUACAGGACGCUGCCAGUGGAAAUGCGCUGGACUCGAAAACACGUUUUCAGUCGCAGGAAAAACUAGCGGAUGACCAAAAUCAUGACCUUGACAGCUCUCAGCCUAGCAGUACCAUGGAGGACUCGUCUGUCCUGUCUGCGAACCCACAAACCGCCAUUCUCACCUCCACGCCAGUUCUAAAAGGAAUUCGUCCAGAACCAGAAGGAGAGGUAUCCAAAGUGCAAGCAUCUCUGCUUCUGGCCGAGAAGUCAGAAACGGAGACAGACAAAGAGGAUGAGAACGUUAAAGGUCACUCGGACAUUAAAGCGAUCAAGACGCAAGACUCUUUUGCACAGCAGCCCACAGGGAUUGUGUGCCCCAAAGAACAUGGAGUCGCUAACGUGUCUGAAAAGCAAUACGACAGCAGCCCGUGUCUGAGUGAAGCCGAUGGCCCGGUCGUUGAGGUUAUCAGUGGUGUUGCAGAAGAGAUCACAGCAAUUGGUGGCAUUUUAAAAAGAAAAGGUCAUGUGGAACCAAGGGUAACUCCGCAAAGCCAAGUGCAACUUGAAAAAACUGACGAGGUGAGUAACAUUUUAGCGGUCACUAAGAAAGAUCCCGGAGCUCUUACUAAGACCAUGGAGGAAAGUGUCUCUUCAGCAUAUAAGCAGAAUGAACCCCCUACAAUUUUCCCACAAUGGGAGGAUUCAGGCUGCAGCAUGUGCCAUUCAGAGGAUGGGGUAGAAGCAGAGAAAGCUUCUAGCAAGUCUCAAGCUGUGGAGAAAACGUCCUGCAACGUUUCAUUAUCUUCUGAAUCUCACCAAGCCAUAGCCCCAAGAAAUGGAAAUCUCUCAAGACAAAAGGCAGACACCUCUAAAGGUGUUAAUGGCACACAGUCUACGAGUGAAGAGGGCAGGGUCACCACUAGUCGAGCCACGCAGUCUAGAAACUCACCCCAUAUCCUGUGGAACAUAGAGGUGCCAGCGCACCUCAUUGGGCGAUUAAUUGGAAAGAAAGGGAAGUAUAUUUGCUCCGUGAAACAAAGUUCUGGUGCGAAGAUCUGCGUGUCUGCUCUUCCGUACACAUACGAGUUUCAGAUCUGUCAUAUAGAGGGGUCUGAGGUGCAGGUGGAUAAAGCGCUGGCACUAAUCAGAAAAAAGUUCAAAGAUUUGGAUUUAAGCAACCGCCUGAACAGUUCACAACCUGCUGCAGUUCAUUCUCUACCCAUCACUUCCUGGCUGCCACUACCUCAGGAUGGAACUGUGGAGGUCAUUGUACCACGGGUGGAGGCAGCAAAUUACCUCUUUGUUCAGCAGCACACACACCCCACCUAUUAUGGCCUGUGCAGUCUCACUGAGCAGAUGCUGUUCUGCUACUGUCAUUCAGGAUGCCCCAGCCUGCCCACUCCUGUGGAAGCAGGAGUUUUAUGUGCUGCCCCGUCUCCUGAUGGUGCCUGGUGGAGAGCUCAAGUUAUUCAGCAUUACAAAGACUCUGAUAUCGUACAGAUCCGAUAUGUGGACUAUGGAGGCUAUGUGACUGUUAACCUCACUUCUCUGAAGCAGAUCAGAUCAGAUUUUGUGACUUUGCCUUUCCAAGCAUCUGAAGUUAUGUUAGAAAACAUUGCACCUUUGCCAGGAAAGGGGACAUUUUCAUUCGAAGCCAAAGAGGCUCUUGAGGAAUUAACGCGAGGGAUUCCUUUGAUCAUGAAGGUGACUGGCAGCCAGAACGGACUGCCCUUAGUGCACAUGUGGCGACAUACAGGAGAAGAGAUGAUGUCAUUGAAUGGAGUGCUGGUGGAUCGAGGGCUUUGCUCGUGGUUGGACAGCCACUGAUGGUGAACCCUGUACGUGUCUACGUUUUCUUUCUCAAGUCUCUACUCUUUGCUCACACGUGUCUUGGUGCGCACACAGCCGUGCUCUUUGUAUUGUGUAAAAAAUCAUGCGUUGUACAUUUUGUUGCAUAUGAAAAUAACCGAUUUUCUUAAGAAACUAAAAAUAAAUAUGGAGAAAAAAAUU